This is a messenger RNA of Pelobates cultripes (western spadefoot toad), 18044 nucleotides long. NCBI's taxonomy places the organism in Eukaryota, Metazoa, Chordata, Amphibia, Anura, Pelobatidae. The record is from the annotation of a GenBank genome assembly.
AUGACCAGAACCCAGACACCAGUUGCAGCUGCUGCACUUCAAAUACAAAACCGCUCCUUGUGGGCAGAGGCACCGAGGGUCUCUGGGCAGGGUGGGGACAGCUCUGAUGACACCGUGGAACUGAGCAAUGAGGAAGAAGAAAGUUCAACAGAACUAGAUGAAGGGGACCAGGUUCCACCUCCAAACCCAGGUGGGCAGUAAACAUAGAGCAAUGUGUGUGAAGCCAGUCUUUUUCCGUGACUAACCAGAUAUUUUAUUUGUAGCUACUGAGGAGCUCCACAUAAACUCUGGAGAUCCUGAAGCUACUGUAAGAUCAGAUUCUGUGGCAGAUAACGGGAGUAUAACAUUACAAGUACCAGUUGCAGACAAGCCGGUAAAGUCAAAGAACGAACAGACUCUGUCCUGUAUCUGUGCAAUAGCUCUAGAAUGUAACACAAAUCCAAGCCCCUUCUCAGAAUGCCUGUUGUAGGACUGUACGUCCCAUUGGUCAUACUGGCUCUUGCAGAAGUAGAAAAUGUUUUAUAGGGGCAGUCACAGCUGGAGAGGCAUUGGUGGGUAUAUUAGUGCACUGUAUAUCUUAUGACAUGUCCUGUUAGUAAGGAUGACAGUCUUUAGAAGGACUUUUUGGAAAGUUUUGGCAAAGCAGGUAAUUCAUUUCACUAAUAUCCAGGGUGGGAUCUGGCCAGAAGAAAGAUACAUGUGACCUGAUUAACUGCUUACGCUAAAACCUACUUGGCUAUAGGGGCUAAUUGGUAAAGGAUGAAUAGCUGAGAUCUUGCAUUGAAAGUCGCCUAUAACUUGUGUGGUGCUCCAUUUAGAGAUUUACAUCUAGAUUAUGAAUUCCCACAGGAAAACGGCCCUCCUCUUGUAUUUGUUUGUCUAAUUUUUUUUAUGGUCUCUAAGCUACAUUGAACUAUUUUUAAAAAAAUUUUUUUAAAUGUUUUACUUGUCCCUAUUGUAACCAUUGACAGCUUUGCAUAGUGUGAUGGUGCUUUAUUUUAAUAAUCAUACAUUUAACUUUCUUUCACUCCUCACGAAUACAUGUUAAUUAUAAGGAUAAUUAAACAUAGCAUUAGAAAUUCCCAUUCGAUUGUUGGCUACCUGUAAUGUGAUCUGACUGUCUGAAGUCCAUGUAAUCUUCAUGUGUUUUUUUUUUUUUUUGCUGUUUUUCCUGCACUCAGAAAACCCCCAUAAAGACAAUCUCUGUGCCUACUCCUCGUUCUCCAGAAGAUGAUGAAGGGGACACAUGUGCCAUCUGCUUUGAUUCGUGGACGAAUGCUGGCGAGCACCGGCUAUCUGCUUUGCGGUGUGGCCAUCUCUUUGGUUUCACAUGCAUUGAACGGUGGCUCAAGGGAGGAGCUGCUAAGUGCCCGCAGGUUGGAAUGAAAUCAUUCAUGGAUGGGUUUUAUUCCUAUUCUAAAUAGCUUUUUGUCAUUAAAAGUAUUUUCUGAAAGGGACAAAGUCACAAAAACACUUUAUCUGAAAGGGACACUUCAAGCAUCAUAACCACUACAGCCUAUUGCAAUGGUUAUGGUUCUAGGCGUGUCCUUGUACCUUCACAGCGUAAUUUAUUAAACAGUUGUAGAGCAGUUUGAUACUUACCCUCAGUCUAACCAGGCACAUGUGGCUGCAUGCUCUGCAGGAGAAUCUGUUUAACCCCUUAAGGACCGGCAUGUUUUUGCGAUGUUGUACGUUAAGGACCAGGGCUCUUUUAACACUUUUGUGGUGUUUGUGUUUAGCUGUAAUUUUCCUCUCUCUCAUUUACUGUUCCCAUACAAGUUAUAUAUUGUUUUUUUUCACGACAAAAGGGGCUUUCUUUACAUACUAUUAUUUGUAUCAUGUCAUAUAAUUUACUUUAAAAAUAAUAAUAAAAUAUGGUGGAAAAUUGGGGGGGAAAAAAACAUGUUUUUUAACUUUUGCUUGAAAAAUCUUUAAUUUACCUACUAAAGCUAAUAAAAAAAACCCAGCUAAAUAGAUUAAAAAUUUUGUCCUGAGUUUAAGAACACCCAGUGUUUACAUGCCUUUUUAUUUUUUUAUUUUUUUUGUGCACAAGUUAUAGGGCUAUAAGUACAAAUAGGAAAUUGCUGUUUAAAAAUAUAUAUUUUUUAAAUGUAUCAAUAGUGACAUUGUAACACUAUCUGUCAUAAAUCUCUGAAUCACACCCCACAUUUACAUUUUUUUUUUUUUUAAAGAAGACAACCCAGGGUAUUCAAUAUGGGGUAUGUCCAGUCUUUUUUUAGUAGCCACUUGGUCACAAACACUGGCCAAAGUUAGCGUUAGUAUUUGUUUGUGUGUGAAAAAAGUAAAAAAACUAAAUUGAAUGCUAAUUUUGGCCAGUGUUUGUGACUAAGUGGCUACUACAAAAGACUGGACAUACCCCAUUUGCAAUACCUUGGGUUGUCUUCUUUUGCAAAUGGUAUGUCAUCAUGGGGGUAAUUCUCAUUCCUGGGCUACCAUACGCUCUCAAAAGCAAGGUAACCAACCUGCCAAUUUUCAUUGUAAAAAUAUUUGACCCUGUAACUUUCAAUAACGCUAUAAAACCUGUACAUGGGGUACUGUUAUACUCAGAGACUUUGCUGAACACAAAUAUUAGUGCUUCAAAACCGUAAAACCUAUCUCUGCGAUGAUAUUUUCAGUGAAACUGACUUUUUGCAUUUUUCACACACACAGCACUUUUACUGAUGAUCUAAUUGUUGUGAUACGUUUUACUGUUUUAAACACAAACAUUUGUGUUCAGCAAAGUCUCCAAACAGUACCCCUACCCAUGUACAGGUUUUAGGGUGUCAUAGAAAGUUACAGGGUAAAAUACAGUGCUAGCAAAUUAAAUUCUCUUGACUUUCGGUCUGGAUUGUCAGGCAGGUCCCUCAAAUUGCAAUCAAUAAAAUUAUGUAAAAAUAUUACAUAAAUACACACGUAGAAUUUAAAUAUAUAUGCAUAUUUAUAUAUUUGAAGUCUACGUGUUUAUUUUAUAUAAUUAUUUGUAAUUUUGUAUAUGGACAUAUGUAUAUUGCGCGUGUGUGUGUGUGUGUGUGUGUGUAUAUGUAUGUAUGUAUGUGUGUAUAUAUAUAUAUAUAUAUAUAUAUAUAUAUAUAUAUAUAUAUAUAUAUAUAUAUAUAUAUAUAUAUAUAUAUUCUAUAAUUUCAUUCUAAGUGUAUUUUGAUAUAAAUAUCAAAAUACAGUUGGAAUAAAAUUUCAUAUAGAUAUAUAAUUUUUUAAAAUUAUAUUUUAUAAUUUUUGUGUGUAAUUUAAUUUUAAGUGUAUUUUUAUAUUAAUAUAAAGCUGUGAAGUGCCCCACUCAUUUCAUGCUCUCAGCCAAUUAACGCAGUUCUAUGUGAGAAGUUGCAUUACCACAUCAUUCUAAAUCGAUUUGAUAAAUUAUUCUCGGAGGGUCCCAGGAUAGUACAGUUGGCUCUAGAGGUUAUGGCGCUUGAAGUGUUCCUUAAGUGAAUUGAUAUUGGACCUAGAUGCUGCUCCAGCUGUCUUGCAAAUGAGUAUGAUGCCAUUUCUGAGAGAAGCAUUGAAUUGACAAAUCUGUGAUAACCAUGCUUGCAUGGUGUGUAUUUGAGUAGAAUCAGACUGGACAAAAUACUUUGUGGUUGACUACCAAGGUCAGGGAUAGACAACCUUCGGCACCCCAGAUGUUGUGGACUCAUCUCCAUUGAUGCUUUCCAAGCAUUAUGUGGGAUGUAGUCCAAAACAUCCGGAGUGCCGAAGGUUGCUUAUCCCUGUCCUAGGUAUUGAUUGCUGUGCUGUCCCCGGCUUCCCCUUGCACUGAUCGCUGUGCUGUCCCAGGCUGACACACACCUAGUACACUCAGACUGUAUUAGAUUGUUUGUUUAUGCAGCUCUGUACAUGUGGGAGCCUUCAACUGUCCAGUAAGACUUAGAAUCUGUAUAACUCUAUUGCCGUCCAAGAAAUGCGCACCCUUGCACAUUAUUUUGUGGAUUUUACUUUACAAUAUUUCAAGGUAGCAAUGUGAUGUCUAGAAAGAGAUUUAUUUUGCUAGUCUGAUCUCCUUUUUCUUUUGUUUGUCCUCAGUGUAAUAAAAAGGCAAAGCGUUCAGAUAUUGUGGUUCUGUACGCCCGAACACUGAAAGCUCUGGAUACUAGUGAGCAGGAGCGCCUGAAAAGGUAGCGUUCUACUGAUUUUAUUGACCCAUUACACCAUGAACACGUGCUUGUCUGACUGUUAUCAGUCAUGUGCAUUCUUGACCCCUUCGUGAAGGAAGUAGCUACGCUAAUAAUGUAAGUGUUUGUGUUUUCCAUCAGUUCCCUGGACAAGGAGCAAUCAUUACGGAAGAAGGCGGAGCUGGAAUCCGCACAGUGUCGCCUGCAGGUCCAGCUACUAAAUGACGAGUGCGGGAAACUGCGCAAACAGAUUCAGGUGAGAUGUCCGAAUGUAAAAGGUUUAUAUUCAUUUUGGUAUAUUUAUUAUGUAUUGUUUUGAUUGUAGUUUUACAGAAUAAGGUUUUAUAAUCACAUUUCUUGCCAUAUGGAUAUUAAGAAUCAUUGUUACAUGCUGUUGUCAUUUAUUAAUGGCGUUGACUAAAUCUAUUUGCAUAUUAGCAGCAGCAGCAGCAGUAUAUUAGAUGCAUUAGGACAUGCUUGGACCUAAAGGGGCAGUAUAGUAUAAGGAACACUAUAGUUCUAAAACUGCCAUUUAGGUGGUCCGUAACCAUUGCCUCAUAGAAACAUAGAAUGUGACGGCAGAUAAGAACCAUUCAGCCCAUCUAGUCUGCCCAAUUUUCUAAAUACUUUCAUUAGUCUCUAGCCUUAUCUUAUAGUUAGGAUAGCCUUGUUGAAGUGUUAGUUAAACAUGCACCGUAAUUACCUAGAUCUCUACACUAUCAACUUGACUGAUCUCUUGUUCACUUACCCCUCGCAUUUAGUCCUUGAUGGAUUAGACAGGCAGUGGGAGAAUUUAUUUUAUGGGGGUGUUAAAUAUUGAAAAUAUUUUAUAUAAAUUAUAAAAAAAAAAAACUUUUUUUUUUUUUUUUUUAUAUUUUGGCACCGUUUCCCUUGAUUGGUUUAAAGCUUGGAGUACCUCACUAUUUUAACUCUUAUAGACCCUGGAGCAUGUUUAUGAGCAAAUUUAUAUUUCACACAAUCACAACUGAUUUUAUAAAAAAUAUAUAUUAAAAAAAAAAAAUAAUUUGUGACUAAUAUUACAAAUCUGUACCAUGCAUGAUGAUGAUCCGUGAAUAUUUGGUAUAACAGGCGUAAAAUAUGACAAUUAUGUCAACCAUAAGAACAACAAAGAUCAUUUCUAAAUAACUUGUCUUAUAGUGAUGGGUUAGCAGUUCACUGAGUGCUAACCCAUCACUAGGGGGUAUGGGUCAGUGUACUUGGCAAGUAACAGUACAGAUUUUGUACACCUCAAUAAUCAAUAGGCUAUAAGUAACGAUAUUUAAUAAUGUCAAUUAAUUUCCAAAGGAAAUUAUACAUAUGGAACUUCAUGCAUCACCCAUAGAACCUAACUGACAUUGUUUCAACAUGGGAGGUGGGGGCGGGGGGAGAGAAUGACCACAGAAUGCAGAACAAAGCCAUAAACUGAUGCUAGCAGUUAGGGAAGAUAAACACAGUUAGAAUUAACUAGUUCACCCGCUGCAUGUGAUUCUCAGAGUAUGUACUUUAAACAUUGCAAAACAAAGCCAUUUCAUGCAAUAGUCAAUUAACUAUUCUUUACCAUCCAAUAAUCACAAGAGAAUCCUAAGCCUUAAAAUCGCUUUACUACAGUAUUUAACAACUAUUUACAACUCACUGCAAUUUCUUAGUAUUUGGUAAUAAUAUUAAGACCAGUCCCUGAAUUAUUAAAGGAACACUAUAGUCACCUAAAUUACUUUAGCUAAAUAAAGCACUUUUAGUGUAUAGAUUAGGGGUAGGCAACCUACGGCACUAGUGCCACGCACGGCACUCAAGGCUGCUAGAGCCAAACAGGCUCUGGCCUAUCAGGAGUCCCAGUGAAACAGAUAUCUGCUAAUACGAAAAGGUGGUGAAGGACAAUCCUCAAUUCAUGCAUUGCAGCACAUAGAGGAAGUGAUCUCAGAUCACUUCCUCCCAGCACUUGUGAAUGGGAAUCCACACUGUAGUAGAGCAGCCUGCAGCUCCUGUCCUGUACCUGGCCAGCCUGCUCCCCACUGGCACCCACACUGCUAGAUAUACACAGAGAUGCAGAAUAACCCUCCCCUCAUACAAAUACCCCAAACAGCCCACACACAAACAAAACACAAUCUGCACAAACGUAACCCGCUAACAAUCUCACAUGCAAUACCCCAAACAGCCCCCCACACAUACACACAAUGUGACACAUCCAUCCACACAAUUCCACAAGCUGCCCCCACACACAGCCCACAUUCAUAGGUAUCAUACACAACACCACAAACUACUUGUAAACAUAUACAAUAUAACAGCUCCUAUACGCACAAAUACAACAAUACAAAGCAAUUACAGGAUAAAUAACACAAGCAGAAUACGGCAACAUACACACCUCAAUUUAAAAAAAUAGGACCGGCAUGCUACGGGACAUCACAAUCCUAUAUCGGCACAGUGCUGCUAAAAGUUUGCCUACCCCUGGAAUAGAUCAUUCCCCUGCAAUUUCACUGCUCAAUUCUCUGUCAUUUAGGAGUUAAAUCACUUUGUUUCUGUUUAUGCAGCCCUAGCCACACCUCCCCUGGCUAUGAUUGACAGAGCCUGCAUGGAAAAAAACUGGUUUCACUUUCAAACAGAUGUAAUUUACCUUAAAUAAUUGUAUCUCAAUCUCUAAAUUGAACUUUUAAUCACAUACAGGAGGCUCUUGCAGGGUCUAGCAAGCUAUUAACAUAGCAGGGGAUAAGAAAAUCUUAAUUAAACAGAACUUGCAAUAAAGAAAGCCUAAAUAGGGCUCUCUUUACAGGAAGUGUUUAUGGAAGACUGUGCAAGUCACAUGCAGGGAGGUGUGACUUGGGUUCAUAAACAAAGGGAUUUAACUCCUAAAUGGCAGAGGAUUGAGCAGUGAGGCUGCAGGGGCAUGUUCUAUACACCAAAACUGCUUCAUUAAGCUAAAGUUGUUCUGGUGACUAUAGUGUCCCUUUAAGGAUGUUUAAAAUCUCUGGAUAAUAGCUUGAUAUGCUAAACUUGGCUAAUUACCAGUGAACACAUCUAAUGCCUUAAUUUCCGCUGCAGUCUGAAAUUAUGAGAUACAUUUUUACUUUUAGCUAAUUACGCAAUGUUGGAAAUCUGACCAGCAAUAUCCAGGUAUAUAUUGUUUUUAGAAAUAAUUAAAUUAAAUUAAACCCAUAUAUUUACUUAUCUGGUAGAAGUUCUGUGGCUGGAGAUAAUCAAGUGAAUGAGUGUGAGGUAAGAGUGUUAAAGUUAGAGAAAAUAGACUCCAAGCGAGAGUGGUUUCCGAAAGUCCAGAAGUGGUCUGGCUAACGAAGAAAUUUUCAAGUGUCCCAAGAAUUCCUGAAGGAAAAGGGUGUGUGUUCAAAGUGUUGAGUAUCUAUUCCCACGAUUGUAUGUAUGUUUCUUGUUCAAUCUGUGUUCUUACUUUGAAAGAAAUCUCUUGUCUGUAAAUUUCAGAUAGAAACAUAGAAACAUAGAAACAUAGAAUGUGACGGCAGAUAAGAACCAUUCGGCCCAUCUAGUCUGCCCAAUUUUCUAAAUACUUUCAUUAGUCCCUAGUCUUAUCUUAUAGUUAGGAUAGCCUUAUGCCUAUCCCACGCAUGCUUAAACUCCUUUACUGUGUUAGCCUCUACCACUUCAGCUGGAAGGCUAUUCCAUGCAUCCACUACCCUCUCAGUAAACUAAUACUUCCUGAUAUUAUUUUUAAACCUUUGUCCCUCUAAUUUAAGACUAUGUCCUCUUGUUGUGGUAGUUUUUCUUCUUUUAAAUAUAGUCUCCUCCUUUUACUGUGUUGAUUCCCUUUAUGUAUUUAAAUGUUUCUAUCAUAUCCCCCCUGUCUCGUCUUUCCUCCAAGCUAUACAUGUUAAGAUCCUUUUAACCUUUCCUGGUAAGUUUUAUCCCGCAAUCCAUGAACCAGUUUAGUAGCCCUUCUCUGAACCCUCUCUAAGGUAUCAAUAUCCUUCUGAAGAUACAGUCUCCAGUAUUGUGUACAAUACUCCAAGUGAAGUCUCACCAGUGUUCUGUACAAUGGCAUGAGCACUUCCCUCUUUCUACUGCUAAUACCUCUCCCUAUACAACCAAGCAUUCUGCUGGCAUUUCCUGCUGCUCUAUUACAUUGUCUGCCUACCUUUAAGUCAUCAGAAAUAAUCACCCCUAAAUCCCUUUCCUCAAUUGUUGAGGUUAGGACUCUAUCAAAUAUUCUGUACUCUGCCCUUAGGUUUUUACAUCCAAGAUGCAUUAUCUUGCACUUAUCCACAUUAAAUGUCAGUUGCCACAAUUCUGACCAUUUUUCUAGUUUACCUAAAUCAUUUGUCAUUUGGCUUAUCCCUCCUGGAACAUCAACCCUGUUACAUAUCUUAUUAUCAUCAGCAAAAAGACAUACCUUACCAUCAAGACCUUCUGCAAUAUCACUUAUAAAAAUAUUAAAGAGAAUGGGUCCAAGUACAGAUCCCUGAGGUACCCCACUGGUGACAAGUCCAAGCUUCGAAUAUAUUCCAUUAACUACAACCCUCUGUUGCCUGUUACUCAGCCACUGCCUUACCCAUUCAGCAAUAUUUGAAUCCAAACUUAAAGAUUGCAGUUUAUUGAUAAGCCUUCUAUGUGCAACAGUGUCAAAAGCCUUACUGAAAUCUAGGUAAGCAAUGUCUACUGCACCACCCUGAUCUAUAAUUUUAGUUACCCAAUCAAAAAAAUCAAUAAGAUUUGUUUGGCAUGAUCUCCCUGAAAUAAACCCAUGUUGUCUCUGAUCUUGAAAUCCAUGUGUUUUUAGAUGUUCAUCAAUCCUAUCCUUUAACAUGGUUUCCAUCACUUUCCCCACUACUGAAGUAAGGCUUACUGGCCUAUAGUUGCCCGACUCCUCCCUAUUACCUUUCUUGUAAAUGGGCACAACAUUCGCUAACUUCCAAUCUUCUGGGACUACUCCUGUUAACAAUGAUUGGUUAAAUAAAUCUGUUAAUGGUUUUGCUGGUACACCACUAAGCUCUUUUAAUAGCUUUGGGUGUAUUCCAUCAGGUCCCAUUGACUUAUUUGUCUUUACUUUUGACAGUUGAAAUAGAACCUCUUCCUCUGUAAACUCACGUGUAAUAAAUGACUCAUUUAUCCUUUUUCUCAACUGAGGUCCCUUUCCUUCAUUUUCUACUGUAAAUACAGAACAAAAAUAUUCAUUGAGGCAGUCAGCCUGACCUUUAUCCUCUUCUACAUACCUUCUUCUUUUGUUUUUAAUCUAACUAAUCCUUGUUUUACUUUUCUUUUCUCAUUUAUGUAUCUAAAAAAUGUUUUAUCCCCCUUUUUUACUGACUGUGCUAUUUUCUCUUCUGUGUGAUUUGGAAGCUCUUAUAACUUGCUUAGCCUCUUUCUGCCUAAUCUUAUAGAUCAUUUUGUCUCCCUCACUCUGGGUUUUUUUAUAAUUCCUAAGUGCUAACUUUUUGUUUUUAACUAUUUUGGCCACAUCUGCGGAGUACCACAGUGGUUUCUUGAAUUUUUGCUUUUACUGACAAGCCUAAUGCAAUUUUCUGUUGCCUUCAAUAGUGCAACUUUUAAAUAAUCCCAUUUUUCUUGGACUCCAUUUAAAUUGCUCCAGUCUGAUAAUGACUCUUCUAAAAUUAGAAUAUGGGUAGAGAAGUCUAAAACUUUUGUUUUUGUGUGGUGUGACUCAGUCACUGUUCUUAUAUUAAACCACACUGACUGAUGAUCACUGGAUCCUAAACUUUCACCUACAGUAACAUCUGAUACCAAAUCUCCAUUUGUUAACACUAAAUCUAGUUUGGCCUCUUUACGAGUUGGCUCCUCAACAACUUGCUUUAGAGACAACUCCAGUAGGGAGUUUAGAAUAUGUGUGCUCCUGGCACAAGUAGCUAAUUUUGUUUUCCAAUUUACAUCAGGAAGAUUAAAGUCACCCAUGAUGAUAACUUCCCCCUUCAUUGUCAUUUAGCUAUUUCCUCAACUAGUAGAUUAUCUAACUCUUCAAUUUGUCCUAGGGGCCUAUAAAUCACACCUACACGAGUUACUGUGUGAUUACCAAAUUCUAACGUAGCCCAAGCGGACUCUAUGUUUGCCUCACUAACUUUUAUUAGGCUAGAUUUUAUGCUAUCCUUCACAUACAAGGCCACCCCUCCCCCUUUCUUGCCUUCCCUAUCUUUCCUAUAUAAAAAGAGUACCCUGGUAUUGCUAUGUCCCAGUCAUUUUUCUCAUUGUACCAUGUCUCAGUAACAGCGACUAAAUCUACACUAUCAGUUGCCAUUAUUGCCACAAGUUCAUGGAUCUUAUUCCCUAAACUGUGAGCAUUUGUAGACAUGACUCUAAGCUUAUAAUUUUUUAACACACUUGCUACAGGCACCUUCUGUCCUUGUUUUGGGGGACAAUUGGAUUGAUGUUUUAUCACCCUUUUGCCCCCCCCUCCUAGUUUAAAUACAUCCUAGCAAAACCUCUGAGCUGCUCACUGAGAACAUUUGUUCCCUUUUGAGAAAGAUGCAAACCAUCUUUUUUGUACAGCUUAUCUCCAUUUCAAACAGAGCUACCAUGAGAAAUAAAGCCAAAUCCUUGCUCCCGACACCAUUCACCAAGCCACAAAUUAAAGUCCCUAAUACGCAUCCGCGUGUCGUUCUGAGUGUUAUGCACAGGCAGAACUUCAGAGAAUGACAGUGUGGAAGCAACCUGCCGUAUAUCAUUGGCAAAACACUAAAAACUUCCUUAACCUCUGAAACCUCAUUGCAAGCCAAGUCAUUUGUCCCUAGAUGGACAAGUACAUCCAAUUCCCCUUCCUGCUUUGCUUGCUUAACAAUAUUACUGAUACGUCUCCUGUCUCUGUGAGCAGUAGCUCCGGGAAGACACCUCACAAGACCACCAUUGUCCAUCUCCACACCUCUUAUAAUGGAAUCACCCAACAACAACUGCUUUCUAUUAGGCCUCACCAUAGUCUCCAAGCCGGUCUCCACAACACCACUAGCCUCAGUGCCUCUCUCCACAACACCACUAGCCUCGGUGCCUCUCUCCACAACACCACUAGCCUCGUGCCUCUCUCCACAACACCACUAGCCUCAGUGCCUCUCUCCACAACACCACUAGCCUCAGUGCCUCUCUCCACAACACCACUAGCCUCAGUGCCUCUCUCUACAACACCACUAGCCUCAGUGCCUCUCUCUACAACACCACUAGCCUCAGUGCCUCUCUCUACAACACCACUAGUCUCAGUGCCUCUCUCCACAACACCACUAGUCUCAGUGCCUCUCUCCACAACACCACUAGCCUCAGUGCCUCUCUCCACAACACCACUAGCCUCAGUGCCUCUCUCCACAAUACCAUUACACUCUGAAAGUGAAGAAAAUGAAUUAUGAAGAGCAACAGACUGUGCAAAAUGCCUUUUAUCCACAACUCUAAGUCUACCAGAUCCUACAGUAAUCCAUCUGCCUUUCCUAGUAUGUCUCUGCGGCAGUGGCUUUGCAGCAGUUACAGUCUGAGUUUCUUCACCAGAUAAUUUACAAAUCUCAGACUUCAAAAAUACAAUCUCCUGCCGCAAGAUAGAGAACUGUCUACAGAUUAGACAACAACCAAACCUCCAAAAACUGGAACGUGAAACAAAUGCAUAGCAAUUGUUACACUGAACUAAACCUGCCAUUCCAAUUAUAAGAAUAAUUUAAAUCGAACAAAUCUUAACUUUUGUAUUUAUCCUCCUGAAUACCUCAGAUUACCUCCAGGUUAUCUCCAACGACACACUUAGAAACAGCACUUGGAAGUAGCACCAAGCUAUAUUAGACAAGCUAAUGGAACCAGGCCUUAUAUAACUCCUAAAAUCAGGCCUGAUUUUAAAAAUGACCAACGGAAUCCUAUGGGCAUACAGUAUUACAAUGAGUGACCGAUAGAUGGCAUAACUGUAUGGUUUGUUAAUUGUAAUGAUCAUUUGGUCAUAAUGGUUUAACUAAAAUACAUGACUACUUGGAGAAAACUACUAUCUUUAUAGCAAUCAAUCAUAGAUUGCUGUCAAAUAUCAGUUUGGUAGAUUUUAAAAGACAGGUGUUAAAUCUCAUCGUAAUUUUAAGUAGCUGGCAUAGAUGCCCCAAGUUUCAACUAAGUCUACAAUGGAGUCUUCUAGAAGCCCCCAUUAAACAUAGUCUCCUUCAUGAUUUAAGGAGUAUGUCUUAUGCGCAAAUUUUCAUCUUCUAAUCGGAUUCUGGAUUUCAGCUACACUGACCAUCCAUGGUAUCAGAUUACAUGUUAGUAAUAAUGUUCAACAUAAAAUGUAUGUAUCUUUAAUAAACAUCUAGUGUUAGAAAAAUCUACUCAAAUUACUAUUUUGAAUAUAUAAAAAAUAUUUAAAGAGUAGUAUUAUCAUGAUAUAUAAUUAUAUUGCAAGCUAGGGAUUUUUCUCAAACCCCCUUUCUUUCUGACCCUUAUUUGUAGUCUGCCCUGUAAGAAGAUACCUUAUCUCACCUUAGAGUCUUGGUGAGGCAGUGUUUGCACUCCAAGGCUUUUUACGACCUGGACUGCAAAUAAGAUACACAAAUACAGUACAGCAGUUAUUUUUAUUUUUUUUAUCCACAAAAUGUCUGACAUUAUUUAAACAUUUUUCACCCACACCCAGGUUUAAACUCCUUCUCUAAGACGUGUUUACAUGAACCUACUUAAACGCUAUCGAAAAAUGUUGAUCUUUAAACUCUGUUUUGGCAUCUUUAAUCCGGAUAAAAUCUUAGAUACAGCAAAACCUAGAGAAAAUGUGCACCAUCUGAUACUGUCCACGUAAAUAACAUACAAAUCUUAAAAUCUAGUAAAAUAUCAAUAUUUUACAAUAGCUAUUUCAGCUGCAUUUUGAUAAAUUGUACUAAAAAUAUUUUUUAUUUUGCUUCUUUUACAAAAUUAGUGUGCAAAUUGAUUUGCUAGAUUUUCUUUUUCUUUUUCUUUUUUUUUUCUUUUUUUUUUGUCUUUUACCUAAAUCCGCUGUAAUGAAGUGUUUUCUGUUAUUGCUGUGAUUUGUCCUGCAGGAGUUAAAGCUGCUGAUUGCGCAGCACGGUACCACCUCCUCCUCCCAGCAGCCUUCCUGGUCCCGGGCCUCUAGCUCACUCUCAUCCAGCCAGAUCCAGAGGAAGUAUAACUUUGAGAAGGCAAUACUGAUCUCUCAGAGCGGAAACUGCAGGGUCAUGUCUUUCUGUGAGAGUCUGGGCUGCCUGGCUGUGUCCCAGCCAUCCCCACAGACAACGCUAAUUCCAGGUAAGUAUUUAGGGCUAUAAAGAGUUAAUGGCCUAUUCUAAUCAUAAACACUGCUCAUUAGUGAGUGUUCAUGUUUGUCAUUCAUUCUGUGCACGUGUUCCUGCACAGCCUGGCUUUGGACCUUGAUACCAGACGUGGUGAUAGAAUUGUGGGAAAAUGGCACUGAAAGCAGUAAGAGGACCAUGUACGCCAUUACUGUUUAAUUGUGCCUCAGUGGGAAGUUUGGCCGUAUUUACAUCAUCCAUUCUCUUCAUUCUUUACAGCCGUGAGGGGAAAUGACAGAUGGCAAAACCAGACUCUUCCACUUCAUAGCUGUAUCUAGAUGUUUAAUUUCCCUGUGACAAACAUGGAGCUGGACCUUCUCACUUGAAAUCUUCAUAUUUCCUUCCAGGUUGUGGGAUUAAGAAGCUGAGUGCAGUGAAUAUGAAAAGCAGCCAAUACGUCCCCAUUCACUCCAAGCAGAUCAGGGGCCUGGCGUUCAGUAACCGGACGGAUGGACUGCUUCUAUCUGCCGCUCUCGAUAACACAGUGAAGCUGACUAGGUGAAUCCUCCAGAUCCAACAUUCAGUACUGAUCUACAUAACCUGCAUCAAGGCAGCACCUAUGCUGGCAGUCUUUGGUUUCUGUUUUUGGCAGAUCAGGGGGAGCCAGGUGUUUUGAUCUAAAAUGCAUCUUGUGGGUAGAUGGAUAACAGGCCAAGUCCUGGCUGCACAUCUAAUAACAUGGAUACAUUUGAGUGAAGGCUGUCUAAAGAUAGGCACAUUUGGUACUUCUUUUUGAAAUCCUGGAUAUUGAGUAGUUUUUUUUUUAUUUUUAUUUUUAUUAUUAUUAUUAUUUUUUUUUAAAAAAAAGACUAUGCAAGGCUGUAAUUUGUAUGUGAAUAAAUUGUUGGUCCACGGAAAAAUCUGAUUGUCAUUUUGUUUGGCUAGCCCUUAAAAUUGAGGGGGGCUUUACAGGGGCUUAUGGGAUAAGGGACCCCUCCCCCAACGGCCCAGAGAUUGGUGGGGUAACCAUGAGGUGUGCCUUUAGCUACAGUCUGUACCAUCUUUACAUGAACAGGGAGGUAUUUUUAUGUACAAAUGCAAUCUAGACUGAUGGAGUUGUUUUUGUUUUUUCUUUCUGUAUUGUCCUCAUAGCUUGCUAACCAACACUGUGGUGCAGACCUAUAACACCGGAAGGCCUGUCUGGAGCUGCUGCUGGUGCUCUGACAAUACGAACUAUGUUUAUGCCGGUCUCAUUAAUGGCUCUGUGCUAGUGUAUGACCUGCGCGAUACCAGCCAGUGUGUGAAGGAACUGGUGCCGCUGGGCUCCAGGUAACAUGUCCUCAUUAGUGAAAGUUGAUUGAAAUCAUAGUAAAUAUUUAGCAGUUUUCACCUCAUGAACCUUCUACCUGUUUUUGCUCUGUAGAUGUCCGGUGGUGUCGCUUUCAUCUGUACCUCGUGCUGCGUCAGAAGUCUUUCCUUGUGGAGGCGUGCUAGCUGGGACUCUGGAGGGGGCAUGUUUUUGGGAGAUGAAGGAUGGUCAGUACCGUCCUCAUCUCCUCCCUUUGGAAACUGGAGGCUGCACAGAUAUCCAAACUGAGAGCACCACCCGUCACUGCCUUGUUACUUACCGCCCUGGUAAGUAGCACUAGAUCUUUCACUCCUGUAAUGGCACCCCGGGUAUAAAAGGGGUUAAAAGCCAUUUAGGAGAUAAUCCCUUUCCAGAUACAAAGUCGGCUACCAAAGACACCAAUCUGCCGAACAGGAAGAACCAUAUCAAUGCUCCAAAAAGCCAAACCGGAAAAACCAUACAAAUAGGUUUAUACUCCAGAAGCCAAAUAGUAAAACCAUACGAAUAACCCACCCCCAAGUACUAGACUAGGCUCUGUAUUGAGGGUCAGCAGGUAAUCUGGUUUAAUGGGGCUAACUGCCCGAUAUUAAUGCAGGUCUCCCACCAGGUGGACACUCCCAUAGGGGACCUGGUAGGAAACUAGGACACAAAUUGUUCAUUGACCAAUAAGAACAGUUUAGCAGUAAACACUCCCCUUUGGACAAUAGGGACCCUCCUCUCUAUCCUGGAGAUAAUUGGGAAGUAACUCCAUUAUCUCCGAGGAUAGAGCACAACCUCUAUUUUAUACCUGUUACUAAAAAGACAUAAAAAUACAUAAUACUAAAACUACCGAAUAAACUAUGCAUGUUCAACAUAUCCCCAGAUAGCUGAGAUCUGAGUGCACAUUAUUACUGAAUGGCGCUCAGAUCACAUGCAUACAGUUCAAUCGCCAUGGAGCCAAAGUCUUUCACAUACUCUUUCACAUAGUCUUUCGAUAUACGAAUGGGCUCCAUGGGAUAGCUAUCUGGGGUAGCACUGUUCACAUAAUCAAAGUCCCGAACGGCCCAGCGUUCGUAUUAACAAAUGGGAACAAGAAAAGGGAGGUCGGCAGCUUCGGCGGUGUUCGUGAAGAAAAGUGUCCGUUUUCAGUUUCAUGAACUAGUCGUCGAACACCACUGUGCAUUCGACCGUUUAAGAUGGCCGCCGCCAUGUGUUCGGCUAUAUGAACGACUGACACUCCACGUUCGUCAAUUAAGCUGUGGUUAACCGCAGCUUCAGGGAGGUAAAUUGCUGGCCCACUCCAUACCCAGGUGGUCCGGUAAUUCGUACGUUUGGUCAGUAAAUUGAAUUUACUGAACGCCAUAGCAGAAAGGCACGAACAAGCAUUUCUACAGGGAGGAGUAAAAGUUUUAACAUAGGGGCCAUAGUCCUGAGGCAGCAGGCGAGCAACCAGGCUUCUCCAGGACCUAGUGGCCAGGUUAGUUUCGCCACAACUCCCUUGCACACUCAUAUCAUAGUAAGCUAGUAAACAUCUGCCUCAUUGCCUACCUCACCAAUAGCAGUCACUCUUCCCCUGUCACUGCUUUGUCUUCUACCUCACCAGUAACCGUCAUUCUUCCCCUGUCAUUGCCUCGUCACCUACCUUACCAGUAAGUCACUCUGCCCCUGUCACUGCCUCAUUCCUAGCUCCACUGUAACAAUCACUACCCCGUCACUGUCUCUCCCCAAUAAACAGCUGUAAAACUUGAUAUUGCCUCCAGUAUUUGUGUAUGAUAAAUCAAUGCAUGGUUUGGUUUAGCAGUGUAUUUUUUCAAAAGUGAUAUUGAUUUUUUUUUUCAGGGAAAACCCACAACUUCCUCCGUUGUGUGAUGAUGGAGCUGAUCAGUAAUCGUCUGACAGACUCGGAGGAUGAGUACAGCUGCUCCUGUUAUCCAGUACAGACCUUCAAUAGUGGCCCCACCUGCAAACUGCUCACCAAGAACGCCAUCUUCCAGAGUCCUGAUCGGGAUGGCACUGUCCUGGUGUGUGCAGGAGACGAGUCCUCAAACUCUGCCAUGGUGAGAAACCUUGUAAUUCCUUUCUUGUGUACAAUACACAUCACAAAGGGAGGGGCACGGAAUACAGAUCCUACCUCUGUUCAGUUCUCUCCUAUAAUUAACAAGUGUGUUUGUACGUUGUGAAUAUUAAACAAAUUUGUAGAUAUCCACACCCGUGUAUUUUUCAGUUGAGUUUCUCCUUCGUUGCUCCCAGUAAACUUACACUUUUAAUAUAUAUUACAAUGGUGUAAUGUCCAUAGAAUUGAUUGUUUAAAUAGUAAUUUGUUUAACCACUUCAAUAUCUUUUUUUUUGCACUUAAAAAUCUAGCCCAUAGAGCCUUAUCCACCUUUGUUAUGACUGCCAAUCUGUAGAGAAAUGCGCUUUUCAUCCAGAAGCCACUGGUUACUGAUACAAUGCCUGUAUGCUUUUUUUUUGUUUUUUAAACUAACAUUUCAGAUCUUGUGUGAAAUAUUGCAUGGUAGAGGACCCUAUAUACGUUAUAAAGCGGUUUCUUAACUAAAAAUGUUUAUGAAGGAUGAACAAAUAAGUAACUUAAGUCUAAAUUUGCAUAAUUAGAUUUUUAAGUUUGUAGCAAAGCAAACUACCCAAAAUUCCUGUUAUAGGUUUAUAUGAUAGAUAUGCAUUCCUUGCUUCAAAUAUAUGGUAUGCUGAUAUUUAUUUUAAUCAAAAAGUGCUAGGUAGUAAAGGGGUUAAUCACUUCUUCCAGACUUUAUUCAGCAAUAACCACUCACGUCCAGGCGUGUUCGCUAUGAAACCUACUAACUCCUUUCAAUGAAAAGAAAUCUGCAUAAUGUUCAAUAUUCUAAACUAAACUGAGAAUUAUAAAGAACUGACGAGGAUAUUGUAAGUUUCUGCCAAAAUAACUGACCUGAGCAAAUCUAGUUCCAUUUUGGCUUGCGAUGUCCAAUUAUCGAAUUCCCAGUUUAGUUCAUAUUGCUGUAAGGCUUGGAAUACUAAAGACGUGGUCUGUCCUUUUUUGGAAGAAAUGACAAUCCAGCUAGCAUUCCUUACAUAGUUGGUAGAGUAACCGAACAACGACUAGGAACGUUCAUUAACUUAUAGAUCUAUUUAUUUAUUUAUUUAUUUUCCCUAGAUGUGCUUUGUUGUAUGACCUGAGUUUAUUUUGAAGAAUUGCAGUCUUAUGGUGUUUUCCUGCCUCUGUAAAUAUCCCCCAGUGAUGACGCUGUAUAAAGCACUGGACACUUACUAUGCACCUUUCUUUGUCCAUUCCAGCUGUGGCAUUCAGGAACCGGCUCGCUAGUUCAGAAGCUGCAGGCUGACCAGCCCGUGCUUGAUAUCUGCCCCAUCGAGGUGAACCAGAGCAGCAUGCUGGCCACAUUAACUGAGAAAAUGGUGAAAAUCUACAAAUGGGAGUGA